Messenger RNA from Symsagittifera roscoffensis, 1107 nucleotides. Its product is annotated as enkurin-like. The transcript has 5 exons. Gene Ontology annotation, cellular component: acrosomal vesicle. The coding region runs from base 221 to 1012 and encodes 263 amino acids. Gene Ontology annotation, molecular function: calmodulin binding. NCBI's taxonomy places the organism in Eukaryota, Metazoa, Xenacoelomorpha, Acoela, Convolutidae. The record is from RefSeq and is a predicted model, not a curated record.
UUUGUAUAAACUGUAUCAAAAUUUAACACGUGCUUUGAAACCUUUCUACGUGCACAUUUUUUGCACAGCGUUUGAGAAUAAUUUUUAUAAUAUCCAAAACACGACAGCAAGCAACGCCACCGCUAGUUUCUGCUGCUGAUUUCAAAUAAUCCCCGUUGAAUUAAAUUUGCUUCCACUUUAACCGGAUUUUUGUAGUAAAAUAUAGCAAAAGUAGUAAAAAAUGAGGUACCAAGCUGAGGAAUCGAUUUACUCUCUCGUUCCCAGAAAAGCGAGACAGACUGAAAAAGCUGAAAGAUAUGUCUCGAAGAACAAGAGCGGUAACCUUGUGGGAGAAUCGACAGUGGACCAGCAGAGGGCCAAGAAGGAGUCACACUUGACGAUGGGACUGGCGAAUGAACACGCAGAUGUCGACCCCCACUCCUUCCUGAAGAAGAAACAGACAGAGCCCAAGUCAAAAGAACCUGUCAAGACUACUUUCCCGAGUGAUGGUGAACCGAAGAAGUCUUCCGUGCCGCGGGCCAAGGAUGCUCCCCCCCUGAUGGGCAUCCAGAGCACCAAGAACUUCAUCACCACCAAUGCCGUGGAGAACAUCAUGGCAGUGCCCAAGAAGCCGGCAGCCAACAUGGCCGACACCAGACACGGCGACAGCUUCCCGCUGGAGGAGUCGGGACUGGUGCCCAAGUACAGAAACAAGAAGGACUUCGGGAAUACUCCUGGCUACAUAGUCAAGAGGGCGGAGGAGAUGAAAAGAGCCCAGGAAGAGUACGACGGAUACGUCAAGGAACACAUGAGGAGAGGCGCCAUGAAGCAAAUCACAGCAGACGAGCACCACGAAAUCCUGCAAGGACUGAAGAAGAACUGGGAGGAGGCGAUGUUGCAGUACCAGUGUCUGCCGGUGGUAUGCGACAACCUCUACCGCAAACACACCAAAGAGAGACUGGAAGCACAGCUGAAGAACAUCGAACGAGACAUCGAACUGUUCGAGAAACACAGGAUGGUAUACGUCGCUUAAAAUACACAUUUCGCUACCACCGCAACCAGCCUCCACUUUCUUUUUGAUGAUACAGCUCUCUCGUUGUUAAAAUACAAUUGAUAUUUGUUAAUAAA